CGGGGAGGAGCCGCCGCCCGCGCCCGCCGGGGCCGGAGCCGGGGCCGGAGCCGGCCAGGCCCGGGCUCUCCCCCCACUCCCCGCCCCGCCGCCUCCCGCCCGCCCGUCCGCUCCCCGCGCGCCAUGGACUCGGACGAGGGCUACAACUACGAGUUCGACGAGGACGAGGAGUGUAGCGAGGAGGACAGCGGCGCCGAGGAGGAGGAGGACGACGACGACGAGGAACCGGACGACGACAACCUGGAUCUGGGCGAGGUGGAGCUGGUGGAGCCCGGCCUGGGCGUCGGGGGCGAGCGGGACGGGCUGCUGUGCGGGGAGACGGGCGGCGGGGGCGGCGGCAGCGCCCUGGGGCCCGGCGGGGGCGGCGGCGGGGGCGGCGGCGGGGGCGGCCCCGGGCACGAGCAGGAGGAGGACUACCGCUACGAGGUGCUCACGGCCGAGCAGAUCCUGCAGCACAUGGUGGAAUGUAUCCGGGAGGUCAACGAGGUCAUCCAGAAUCCAGCAACUAUCACAAGAAUACUCCUUAGCCAUUUCAAUUGGGAUAAAGAGAAGCUGAUGGAAAGGUACUUUGAUGGAAAUCUGGAGAAACUCUUUGCUGAGUGUCAUGUAAUUAAUCCAAGUAAAAAGUCUCGAACGCGCCAGAUGAACACACGGUCAUCAGCCCAGGACAUGCCUUGUCAGAUCUGCUACUUGAACUACCCUAACUCAUAUUUCACUGGCCUUGAAUGUGGACAUAAGUUCUGUAUGCAGUGCUGGAGUGAAUAUUUAACUACCAAAAUAAUGGAGGAAGGCAUGGGACAGACUAUCUCAUGUCCGGCUCACGGUUGUGAUAUCUUAGUGGACGACAGCACAGUUAUGCGUCUGAUCACAGAUUCAAAAGUUAAAUUAAAGUACCAGCAUUUAAUAACUAAUAGUUUUGUAGAGUGCAAUCGACUGUUAAAGUGGUGUCCUGCCCCAGACUGUCACCAUGUUGUUAAAGUCCAGUAUCCUGAUGCUAAACCUGUUCGCUGCAAAUGUGGGCGCCAGUUUUGCUUUAACUGUGGAGAAAAUUGGCACGAUCCUGUUAAAUGCAAGUGGUUAAAGAAGUGGAUUAAAAAGUGUGACGAUGACAGUGAAACCUCCAAUUGGAUUGCAGCCAACACAAAGGAAUGCCCUAAAUGCCAUGUAACCAUUGAAAAGGAUGGAGGUUGCAAUCACAUGGUCUGUCGUAACCAGAACUGUAAAGCAGAGUUUUGCUGGGUGUGUCUUGGUCCCUGGGAACCACAUGGAUCUGCCUGGUACAAUUGCAACCGCUAUAAUGAGGAUGAUGCCAAGGCAGCAAGAGAUGCACAGGAGCGGUCCCGGGCGGCCCUGCAGAGGUACCUGUUCUACUGCAAUCGCUAUAUGAACCACAUGCAGAGUCUUCGCUUCGAGCACAAACUCUAUGCUCAGGUGAAGCAGAAGAUGGAGGAGAUGCAGCAACACAACAUGUCCUGGAUUGAGGUGCAGUUUCUGAAGAAAGCAGUGGACGUGUUGUGCCAGUGUCGUGCCACCCUGAUGUACACUUACGUCUUCGCCUUCUACCUCAAAAAGAAUAACCAGUCCAUCAUCUUUGAGAAUAACCAGGCAGAUCUGGAGAACGCCACCGAGGUGCUGUCAGGGUACCUGGAGCGAGAUAUAUCCCAAGAUUCACUGCAGGACAUAAAGCAGAAAGUGCAAGACAAGUACAGAUACUGUGAGAGUCGACGAAGGGUUUUAUUACAGCAUGUGCAUGAAGGCUAUGAGAAAGACCUGUGGGAGUACAUCGAGGACUGAGAAGGGCCCUGCAUACAAUGAACUCUGAAAACUUUACCAUCUAGAGUGCUCAUGCAAUUAAAACAAAAAACACAAAAAAGGAGGCACUUAAGCCUGUUCUGACACCGCUGGUCUGUAGUACCGGAAUUCUGUUUUGUUAACGGAAAGUUUAAGUAAAUUAUAUUGUAAUAAAAAAAGGUAGAUAAACCAUUGUACAACAGUAUUCUAGGCCGCCAACAAGUGUGACAGAUGCACUAAAAGCCCUCCACCUUUGACUUGUAACGUAGCUUCAUCCUCCCAGCUGGCUCCUCUCUCUCCUUUCUUUUCUUCCCCUGUGUGUAGUACAGUUCACCCUCAAACACAGUUCUUGACACAGCUUUUCAUGUCCAGACCAGCCACUUGGUUGUACUUUGGUGAGGGAUCUCUUCUCCUCUCCCCCCACCCCCCUCCCCACCAUUUCCUUCCCCUCCCUUUCCCUGCUCAUCCUACUCAUCUCCCUCCUCUCCCCUGAGUGCCCAAAUGUCCAAUGCUGACCCAGCUCUGUGGGGGGAGGGGAGGGGAGAGGAAGGGAGGGGGGAGCAAGCAGCAGGGAAGGAACUUUGUACAUGACUUUUAAACCCAGAGGACAACACAGUAUUUUUCAAAAUUGUAUAUAGCGCAUAUGCAUGGACAAAGCAAGCGUGGCACGUGUUUGCAUAAUGUUUAAUUACAAAAAAUAUUUAUUCUUUAAAAUUCUUCAAGAUUAUGUCUAUUUGCUGUGCAUUUUCUUUCAGUUUGCUUCCUUUUCCAGGGGGCGGGGGUGGGGGGGGGUUGGUAUGUUGGUCUCUCCACUCCUUCCUGACUAGACUUAAAAUUGUUUGGUUCCCCUCGGCCACCCGCUGCUGCGGUUUCUCGUGUCCUCAGCCUGGCCCAUCUCGGGUGUGCCAUUGCUGGCAGUGGGCGCCACGCCUGGAAUCCCGGCUCCCUGCACAGAACAGUGAGGUCAGUGGGCAGCACAGUGUGGGGGGGUGCCUCUGGCUCCAACGGCUCUUCCUGCUUGUCCAGCCUUGUGCACUCUGUGCCCAGAGCUGAAAGCUUUGAUUGGCCAAGGUUCAGCCCCACAGGAAGUGCUUCAGUAUCUCCUCAAAUUCAGUUUUUUAAUGCUGCUUCAUAGCCUUUUAAAAUGUUAGCUGUGGUUCUCUUCCCCCUUCUCUAGAGACUCUCCUCCCCACCCUCUCUGUAAUAUUGAACAUAAUGUUCUUUGCCUUGAAGACUUUUUAAAACCCCAAGCCAAAAAAACCAAAACAAAACAAAACCCACCACCUUUCAGUUCAUGAGAAACAGGAUUUGAAAGGAAAGGUGGUGACACUAUCCACGCUUGUGGCCGUGGAUUCCCUUGGAAGGUAGCAGCCCUGGAGAGCAGAGCCCCAGCCAGUGUCAGCUUUGCCCAGAGCCAGCAGGGACAGGAUGAAUGGAGGAGGUCUGCAGCACCCACACUGGGGAAUUCUGCCCAGUGAUACGUACCGGUGAGGCAAUUGGAAUGGAAAAUGAACAGUAGUCUUAGUGGGGAAGAUCAGUUUGAGCUGCAAGGACCUCUCUUUCUCUGUAAAUGUCGUGUAUCCAGGGCGCGAUUCAUUCCCUGUAACCUCCAUGAGGCCGCUUUGCCCUGACCAUCGAUUGCCACAAUAUGUUUUAGGAAUAAAGUUCUCUUCCCUGUUAGCCUUCAUGGGUUUUUACAGUGUCUACCCUACAGCUUUUAGGAAAAAUGUGUGUAAGUGCUCUUUAUUGCCUGGCUGAAGUCAGAUAGCAUUGUCCUCCCACUAUACUGUAGCAUUAAUGCUGCUUCCUGAAAUAAGCCAUCCUAGAAGAGUGCAUUCCUACAUCCUUCAGCCAUCCCUCUCUUGCCACCCUGGUUUCAGAUCUGAGCUCUCCCACAGUUCUUUCUUUGGCUUAGAGUCUGAUGAAUCCUAAGGUGCACUUAGGAUUGGGGUUGAGGAAUUUUUUAUUUAAAUCUUGAAUAAAGGUUCUUUUCCGGAGGUCUUCCCGAGUGCAGCCUGUGUUGCCACAUCGAUGUAUGUAGAUCCUUUUUUAAAUACUGGACGUUUUGUUUUCUUUUUUCCCCCUUUCCAGUUAAUUCUGCAGUUUUUAGGUUGGAGCUUUUAAAAUUUUCCCCUUAUCUCCCUUUUUUUUGCAACAAGUAACCAAAAACCAUAUGUGCUCUGUAAUAGCCCCCAACAGCAAGAGAGAAUUGCUUUUGAGAUAGACAUUCUGGUUUCUUGUUGGAGGCCUAAGGAUGUUGCAUGUGGGUGAAUUCAGUAGUUAGUCUGAGUCAGGUGGUUCAUUUUAUUCUGGUCCCUGAUUCAUAACAGCUAUCGCCAUAUUUGACACAAUUAUCUGUAUUUAAUGACUUUCUUGUUGGCUUUAGUGCCUAUAGCUGCUUCCCCGUUUCACCAACCAACAGGCCUUUAUUAGUAGUGGGCUCAGUUCACAUCCAGCACCAGGGUCAAUUUUCUUUUCUUUUUUCUUCUAAUGCAUGUUUCAAUUGAGCAGCGGACUGAGCAGUAGAUGAGAUUUCAAUGAAAUCCCAACCAGGAGCUCAGGAUAUAAAAUUGUUCAGUGGCAGACCCCCAUUCUUUGUAAAUUUUUUCAACCCAGGGUGUAUGUAUCUGUAUACAUACAUGCAUAUUGUAUAUAUGUGUAUACACAGAUCCAAGACUGGCUUUUGAUUUUCAAAAUGGUUGAAUCUGUAGUGUUAAAUGUAGUUCAACCUCUGUUAGGAACCAAAAUUAAUACAAAGAGAAGAUGAGGGACUUCAGUCCCACUUGAUGUAACUGAGGUCCUUUAAACUAAAAAAAAAAAACAUUCUAGAGCACUUGGGGGUGGGGGGAUGGUAAGACAAUCAGAUCGGUGGAUUGAUUAAAUGCUCCUAACCCUGUAAUUUUGUGCAUAGAGCACCUUGUGCUGUGGAAAUUAAUGUUCUUAGAUUUUCAUUGUAACUGGACUGUUCAGGUUGCCCAGAGGGAAAGAACAUUCCUAAUUCUAAUAAAAUAAACUUUUAUUUUGUUAUUCCA
Messenger RNA from Dromiciops gliroides (monito del monte), 4823 nucleotides. It is a transcript of the gene ARIH1, whose product is annotated as ariadne RBR E3 ubiquitin protein ligase 1. Gene Ontology annotation, cellular component: cytoplasm; nucleus; ubiquitin ligase complex. The record is from RefSeq and is a predicted model, not a curated record. NCBI's taxonomy places the organism in Eukaryota, Metazoa, Chordata, Mammalia, Microbiotheria, Microbiotheriidae. The transcript has 14 exons. The coding region runs from base 124 to 1794 and encodes 556 amino acids. Gene Ontology annotation, biological process: protein polyubiquitination; ubiquitin-dependent protein catabolic process; positive regulation of proteasomal ubiquitin-dependent protein catabolic process. Gene Ontology annotation, molecular function: ubiquitin conjugating enzyme binding; ubiquitin protein ligase activity; zinc ion binding.